Messenger RNA from Ipomoea triloba (trilobed morning glory), 1732 nucleotides. RefSeq lists its product as uncharacterized. The transcript is spliced from 2 exons. The record is from RefSeq and is a predicted model, not a curated record. The coding region runs from base 573 to 1367 and encodes 264 amino acids. NCBI's taxonomy places the organism in Eukaryota, Viridiplantae, Streptophyta, Magnoliopsida, Solanales, Convolvulaceae.
CUUUUGCCAACCCAUGUGAGCUAUCUCCAGACGGAUGUGACCCCUCCAAGGCUCCAACCAUUCUGCACGCAUCAACAAUAUUUUCACUUUAUAACUUCACUCCAUCCAAUAAUUUCACACCUUUGAAUUUGAAACCAGUUUCCCUUCACUCACUCCUCUGUUUGUUGCUGGUUCUUGAAUUCUAUCCGGGUCUCGCAGAGGGGAUAGAAAAAAAGUCUUUAUUUUUUCUCCCCACGCAGUAAAUUCCUUCCGAUUUCCUGUUUGCGUGUCUUUAAGGCAACACAUAGGAAAGCUUUUGUACGAAGUAUCAUUGCUGGCCUUUUCAGGAUGUAAACAUCAGAGGAAGCUAUGAAAGGCGUUCGUGUUUCAUAGGAAUUUGAGGGCGGAGUGUUUAUGGGUUUCGUGACUUUUUGACACCCUUUUCUAAUUUCCUGGGAGAUAUCAUUUCGUUUUGGAGUUUACCCAAAGUUUAGUGUUCAGCACAAUAUGCACAUGAGGUGUUUGUUGCUAUGCUUAACUGAGAGAAUCACAAGUUUAAGUUUAAGUUUAAUGUGAGCUUUUUACAGUUUUAGAUGGCAUCUUUUAGUGGUUUAGGAAUUGGUUUGAGUUUUGUGUUUGGGUGUAUCCUUAUGGGACUGGUUGCAGAGCUGUAUUACUUGUUAUGGGUGAGGAGAAGAAUCAGAGACAGAGAAACUGAGGGGGAAUACACCAGUAUUGGGAGUGAUAUUGCUUAUUUGUUUUGUUGCAAGAAAUCCAAUUCUGUGGUGACUAGAACCAGCACCCAAGCCCUAACAACCUCAGAAUUGAAUGGAUAUAGCCAAGAUUUGGAGGUGGGGACAGGGAAGGAUUCACUGUUGAAAGGGUUUGGGGAAGAUGAUGGGGUUGAAUCAGAGUUGAUGAGGCUGCACAACCUGUGUGGGCCUCCUAGGUUUCUGUUCACAAUCAAAGAGGAAACCAAGGAGGAUUUGGAGUCUGAGGAUGGGAAAUCUAGGAAGGGUUCUAGAACUAGGAGCUUGAGCCAUGACCUUAUGAUUGGUAGUGUUGAAACACCAUUGCUUUCCCCCUUGUCUUCACCUCCAUUAAAGCCUCUGGCUUUGGAGUCUUAUAGCCACCAUGGGUUCAACCCUCUCUUUGAAUCCUCAACAGAAGCAGCCCUGAAUAGGAUGAGAUCCUCUCCUCCUCCUAAGCUCAAGUUCCUGAGAGAUGCUGAGGAGAAGCUGAUUAAGAGGCUGGUGCAAGAAGCUGAGAAAAGGGCCCUCAGGAAUGGUGAUUCUGCACCCCCAAACUCAAAUGGGGUCACUGAAGUGAAAGAUGGCUCCUUUAUGUCUUUUCUUGAUAGUAGCAAAGCAAAAGAGGUUAAGGUUUGAGACAAACAGUCUCCUGGUACCACCCAUCUCCUUCACAGGAACAUUAAACAGUGAUUUUGUUCCUCCCCCCCUCCCCACUCUUUUAAGGAUGAAGAGGGCAUUCUGCAACCACAUGAAAAGAUGCUCAACCAGUUUUUGUUGUCAGGGGACAGUACCUGGAAACAGUUGGGAUUUUACCCUCAAUGGAUGUGUUCCAACCCAUGACAUGUAUCUUGCAUGGUGUUGGUUUUUAUAUUAAAUUGAAUGAUGCGUUUCGUCUCAAUUUAACGUUUAAAAUUGAUAGUUCGAUUAUACAUUUAUAUUUAUAUAUUAUGCUCAACAGUAUACAUACUUCAACCGUGACUUCAGUUGGUUGUAAAUCGACA